Messenger RNA from Brachypodium distachyon (stiff brome), 831 nucleotides. RefSeq lists its product as uncharacterized. The record is from RefSeq and is a predicted model, not a curated record. Bases 138 to 551 code for a protein of 137 amino acids. The transcript is spliced from 3 exons. Gene Ontology annotation, biological process: mitochondrial respirasome assembly. Lineage: Eukaryota; Viridiplantae; Streptophyta; Magnoliopsida; Poales; Poaceae.
AGCAAAAAUCGAAUCUUUCCGACGGCUUUGGUCCAGAGAAGAUUCUCUCCCCGGCGAUCGAUCCCAUCUCUUCUCCUCCUCUUCCUCGAUCUCUCCGCCGCCGGCCCGCCGCCCACCUCGAGGCUCGAGCGGGCGAGAUGGCGAAGGCAAAGACGAAGUCAUCGGCGGCGGCAGCGGCAAAGCAGUCGCGCGCGCAGGCGAGCGGCGGCGGCAGCGGCCAGCACGCGGUGCCGUCGAAGCUCUCGCGGUACCUCGACCCGGAGGCGUCGUGGGACAAGGACCAGCUGCUGGACGCGGUGCACUGGAUCCGGCAGGCCGUGGGGCUCCUCUGCGGCCUCGUCUGGGGCGCCCUGCCCCUCGUCGGCGCCCACUGGAUCGCCCUAUUUCUGGCUAUUUCUACCGGUAUAAUUUACUGGUACUACGCAUACGUGUUGAAGAUUGAUGAGGAAGAGUUUGGAGGCCAUGGUGCACUACUUCAGGAGGGGAUGUUUGCUUCUUUCACCCUGUUCCUGCUUUCAUGGAUUCUUGUAUACAGUUUGGCUCACUUCUGAGAAGCUCCUUUAUUGAACACGGCAUGGGGCUUGCCCACCGGAUCCAUCAAACUCGCCAGGAAUGUGUAGAUUACAGAUCUUAGAAAAGCAUUGUAUUGUGAGUAUUAAAUUGGUUCAGGCAGUAAUGCUGUUUCGGAAUCCCUGUGUAAUUUUUUAUAAGUUUGGGUGGUUCAAUUCAGCUUCAGCUAGAACAAUGCUUGUGGAAUCUCGAAACAAAUGAAAUUACAAUGUUACUGUCAAACAUCACUUGCAUCAGUUCAAUAAAUUAUUUUUGUGUCAA